AGAUUUGUCUUUGAAUUUAUAUGAGGGACAGAUCACUGUUCUUCUGGGACCUAAUGGAGCAGGAAAGACUACUACCUUAUCUAUUCUCACAAGUCUCCUUCCUUUUACCAGAGGAAAGGUCUGUAUUAAUGGAUAUGACAUCUCAACAAACACAAUUCAAGCUAGGAAAAUCAUGGGCUUUUGUCCCCAGGAUAACCUGUUGUUUAAGAAGUUGACCCCAUCAGAACAUCUUUAUUUCUACAGUGUGGUAAAAGGAGUACCUCCAGAGAAACGUUCCAUAGAAAUUAAGAAAGUGCUGACUGAUUUUGGCCUGUUACAUGUUUGUAAUGUGCUUUCAAUGAAUCUGAGUGGAGGAACAAAGCGCAAACUCUCUCUCAGCAUAGCACUUCUGGGGGACUCCAAGGUAGUGAUACUUGAUGAGCCAACAGCUGGCAUGGACCCAGUUUCAAGGAGAGCUACCUGGGAUAUCCUUCAGCAGUAUAAAGAGAGUCGUACAAUCUUACUGACUACCCAACAAAUGGAUGAAGCUGACAUCCUGGGUGAUCGCAUUGCCAUCAUGGUCAAAGGGACCCUGCGGUGCUGUGGCUCUCCAGUUUUCCUGAAAAGAAAAUAUGGUCUCUCUCAUUUUGAUCCUUCUUUGGAUGCUAAUACCUUAAUAAUAUAUUCUAAAAUAAUUUUCAUUAUUGUUUCUGUUUCUCUACACAGAUCUUUAAUAGCAAUCUAUGUCCUAUCGCACUAG
Molecule: messenger RNA, 739 nt
Organism: Otolemur garnettii (small-eared galago)
Lineage: Eukaryota; Metazoa; Chordata; Mammalia; Primates; Galagidae
Product: ATP-binding cassette sub-family A member 3-like
Exons: 4
Coding region: 173-739 (188 amino acids)
Biological process (GO): transmembrane transport; lipid transport
Cellular component (GO): membrane; intracellular membrane-bounded organelle
Molecular function (GO): ATP hydrolysis activity; ABC-type transporter activity; lipid carrier activity
Source: RefSeq, a predicted model, not a curated record